CCUAAAAACACUACGUUACUACAAGAUCUAGAUCUAGUUUCCUUUCAUCAACCCGAGUCAUAUAUGGCUGCAGCUGGAAUCACUAGGCUUCCCCAGAGAUCACCUCCAAUUAGGUUGCAACAGAUGCUACAAGUGGGACGUUGGAUGAGCAAGGUUGCUGCAGGGUUAAAACAGAAGGAUGAAUCUAAAACAUCGGCGAACGAGAAGAAAAAAGCAUGUUGCUGGAUACCUGAUAAUAGGACAGGGAUAUAUUUCCCAGAAGGUCAUGAAAAAGUGAUUAAUGACUUACCAAAUGGUGCAGCCUCUCUUACUCGGACAUACUGGCUGAGGAGCGAAGAUGGUGUCGACAAACCUGAUCCUGAUUUUCCCAAAGGCCAUACCGUUACUUAUAUAGGGAAAUAUUAUUAAUACUAAUGAAAUGCAUAUAUAUAAAUAAUAAUAGCUGUUAUUUUGUAUUGAAGGUUUGACAUUAAAUUGUGUUAAACUAGAUUAUAGGAACGCUGACGUUUGGAGUCGUUCACUUGUAACAACCGGCUGCUCUAGUGCUCUUGGUCUUAAUUAUUUACUAGUAAAUUCACCGGUGCUUAGCACGGUUAUGAAAAGACACAAUGAAUUUUAAUAA
Messenger RNA from Lycium ferocissimum, 622 nucleotides. RefSeq lists its product as uncharacterized. Lineage: Eukaryota; Viridiplantae; Streptophyta; Magnoliopsida; Solanales; Solanaceae. The record is from RefSeq and is a predicted model, not a curated record. The transcript is spliced from 2 exons. The coding region runs from base 64 to 408 and encodes 114 amino acids.